GAUAGAUUCAUUUGUCUAAUAUGUCAUUGUGUGAUGAAAGAGCCUCAUAUUGUCACAUGCUGUUGUAACAAGAUGUGUCGUGACUGUAUACAACGUGUACAUCAUUCAAGUCAACCUUGUCCCACUUGUCGUGAACCUAAUUUCAGUAUUUUCUUAGAGAAACGGCUCAACAGUGAAAUACUUGACUUGAAGGUUCGUUGUACCCACCACAACAAUGGAUGUGAGUGGGUGGGAGAGUUAAGAGAUCUAAAGAAACACACCAAUCCAGUGGAUGGCAGCUGUGGGUUUGUUCAAGUAAAGUGUCCUUUUGGUUGCCCUGUACCAUAUCUUCGUAAAGAUACAAUUGAUCAUGAAUCUGUCUGUACUAAUCUUCCACCAGAGAAGCAGAUUAAGAGAACAAUGAGAAUAACUGAUCAGUUUAAAGAAGAAUUACAAGCUACACUGAGUCAAUUUCAAGAGCUGUAUAAAUCAGAAUCAGCCCGUGUUAAUGAGUUAACCACUCAACUUGAGGAUACGAAAGAGAAAAUGAAGAGCCAGUUUGAAGCAGAGAAGAAGCAGCUACUGGAAGAAUCGAAGCAACAGAUUGCACUGCUUACUCAAGAAUUAAAGAUGAAGAAUGAAGAGCAUCAACAGCAAAUGAUGCAGUUGCAGCAGGAAUCUAAGAAAAAACAAAAAGAAAUAUUGGAAGCUUCAAAUAAGCAAUUAGCUGAGUUGAAGGAGAAAAUGGAAAAGCAGCAUCAAAGGCAACUAACUGAUAUAAAGGACAAAAUGUCUAUUGAAUUAAAGGAGCUACUCGAGGAAUCCAAGCAACAGAUCACAAUGCUUACUCAAGAAAUGAAAAUGAAGAAUGAGGAGCAUCAACAGCAAAUGAUGCAAUUACAACAAGAAUUUAAAAAGAAAGAAAAAGAGAGAUCAGAAGCUGUCAAUAAGCAUUUAGCUGAGUUGAAGGAGAAAGAGAAACAGAUGAAGAAACAGCAUCAAAAGGAGCUCAUUGAUAUAAAGGAUAAACUGUCUACCGAAUUGAAGGAGCUUUAUCAUGAUGAACACAAGCAAAGAAUGGAAGAAAGCAAAGAACAAUCAAAGAAUAUUCAUCAGGAAUUAAAGCAGCACUAUGAUGAGGAGUACCAACAACAACUUAAAGAAGCUAAAAGAACACUUGAAUUAGAAAAGAGAAAGCAACUUGAAGAAGUGAGGAUUGUGUUAGCAGCUGAGAAAGAAAAAUUAAUAACCGAAUAUGUAGAAGAAUGUAAGAAGGCAACAGCUGUAAUCCAAACAAAUCUACCACAUCAUGCACAACAUAAUCAAGCAAUGCAUACACACAAUACAGUCAACCCUGUACCAGAGCAGGUUCCUCAUGAGGGAGGUAGCAAUGAAGGAGCAGCAGCCACUGGGGGCAGUAGUGCUGGUGAUGGUAAGACCUUUACUGGUCUUAGUAAAGAUGUUCUUCUGCUUAUGCCUAAAGUUCGUGAGGAUUGCUCUAAGAAUAUGCAAUUCUUCCCUGAGGAAGGAAAAGCAAUUAUUAUAGCAUCUUCAGAGGAAGAGAGGGAGCAAUGUGUAAUGCAAUUUCAAAAUACGUAUCAAGAAAUCAUUAAAAAUCGUCAGUUGAAGUCUGGCAGUCUUGAAAUACCACCUGCCUUUCAAAUAGAAAAUAUGUUUGGUUUAUUGGAUGAGUUUGAAGCUAAAUAUAGUCAAUGUCACUUCUCGUGUGAUCAGAAAGCUCGAGUGGUUAGGAUAGUAUCAAUGUCAUCACGUCAAUUUGAUCAGGCAAAGAAGCUACUAGGUGAUCGACUGACAAGAGAGAAAUGGGAAGAGAAAACAGGAAAGAAUAAAGGAGGAGGAGGCAAACCUGGGAAAGAAGCCAUGGGAUUUAAAAUAUCAACCAGACCUGGUUCGUCUGAAGUAUUAUCACUGAAUAAAAAUCGUAAGCUUACAGUAAAACAAGGCAAUUUAGUAGAAGAAGAUGCCGAGAUAAUUGUUAAUGCUGCCAAUGGCCAGCUAAAGCAUGCAGGAGGAGUUGCUCUUGCUUUAAAUAAAGCAACUAAUGGUGAGCUGCAAAAGUUAUCUGAUGUUUACACGAGGAAUUAU
Molecule: messenger RNA, 2085 nt
Organism: Amphimedon queenslandica
Lineage: Eukaryota; Metazoa; Porifera; Demospongiae; Haplosclerida; Niphatidae
Exons: 2
Source: RefSeq, a predicted model, not a curated record